This is a messenger RNA of Musa acuminata AAA Group (dessert banana), 1296 nucleotides long. RefSeq names its product beta-carotene isomerase D27, chloroplastic-like. Gene Ontology annotation, molecular function: iron ion binding. The transcript is spliced from 9 exons. Bases 201 to 1109 code for a protein of 302 amino acids. NCBI's taxonomy places the organism in Eukaryota, Viridiplantae, Streptophyta, Magnoliopsida, Zingiberales, Musaceae. The record is from RefSeq and is a predicted model, not a curated record.
AACCGUCGUGUUGGACUGUAGAAGCGGCGUUCCAGAGUGGCGCGGCUUGUCACCGGCGUGAAGGCGGCGCCCCAAGCACGUCUUCCUCCGCCGCUGCUCAACCGUCUCCCUGCUCCCAGAUCGUAUCACCAGCCACCUCAUGACGGCUCACGUCGCCAAGCUGGAAGCCGAUAUCGGAGACUCGCAGAAGCUUUAUUAUAAUGAGAGAGGAUUUCCAACAAAGGUAUGGGUACACUGGUAAUUUCAUGUCGUCGAUUUUUCGCAAACAAAAAGGGUCCGCUGGUUCCGUUGGCUACCGGAUGUUCGUCUCCAAUCCAAUGAAUGCUCUGUUGGUGUCCGUCUCUCCUUCUCUCUCCCUCUCCUCGCCACCGCCUCUUCCUCGCCAUGAACGGGUCCACGGAAUCCCUAGAUUCCGGAUUCUAUGUUCUCCAGCUGGUUCUCAGCGGAUUGACAUGCCCAAGUCCGAGUACAAGCCCGGUCCCUUUGAUGCUCUGCUCCUUCAGUUUUUCAGGAAGAAAAUGGUGCAGGAGGUUGGAUGGGAUUCAGAGAAGCCUGGGUAUGUUGGACUUAUUGAAGUUGCAAAUCAUCUUAUGAUUAAGGGAAAAACCAUCUCAGAGACUGAGCGAUCAGCGGUUCGGGUUCUUGUAUCUUUGUUUCCCCCACUCUUGCUUGAUCUGUUUAAGAUGCUUAUAGCACCAAUUAAUGGUGGGAAAGUAGCUUCCAUGAUGCUUGCAAGAGCAACUGCAAUGUUAUGUCAAUGGCUGAUGGGCCCUUGUUCAGUUAAUUCUGUUGAUCUUGCUGAUGGGUCCUCCUGCAGUAGUGGGGUCUUUGUGGAAAGAUGCAAGUAUCUUGAAGAAAGUAAAUGUCUGGGAGUCUGUGUCAACACAUGCAAACUACCAACACAGACUUUCUUCAGAGACUAUAUGGGAGUCCCUCUAUAUAUGGAGCCAAAUUUUAGUGACUAUAGCUGUCAGUUCAAUUUUGGGGUUCCUCCUCCACCACCUGCUAGUGAUAAAGCCCUCCAAGAGCCUUGCUUGGCAAUAUGCCCGAAUGCCAGCCGCCGCAGAGAGCUUAGUGGCAGGGAAAUUGAGCAAUGCCCCAAAGUGUAAAUUUUCAUCGACUCUCUAUCUUGCCAUAAUUCUCAUUUUCAGUAUAUUUACUCUUGUAAUAAUUUUAGAAUGCUAGGAUCUGUAGAUUGACUUUGAAAUCACCUUGGCAUAUUUGGACAAAACCAUGAAAAAGAUAUAUUCUAUUCUUUUGUUUCCUCCUGGAAAAUUAGUUGCAACGUUCCUUGAA